GUGGGAGGCCCGCCCACCGCCGGCCCCGUCCGACAGAUGCAAUCUCGGGCGCCUCCGUGCCAAGGCCGGCUCCGUGAGUGCCUCGGUCACGACGUCCAUCCUCGUACCGGUACGCACAGAUCGUCCUUCCACUCACCAGGCUCUCUACCGAUCAGUCGAGAUGGCGCCCUGGGCGUCGGCCAAAGCAAAGGUCCAACUCCGGUUGGCCAUACAGCGCCUGCGCACUCUCCAGGAGAAGAAGACGGCGCAGGCAAAGACCGCGCGCCGCGAUAUCGCGCUGCUCCUCGAGAAGAGCAAGAUCGAGACGGCGAGGAUCAAGGUUGAGAACAUCAUUCAUGAAGACAUCUACAUCGAGCUUCUCGAGCUCCUAGAGCUCUAUUGUGAGCUCCUGCACGCGCGGUCCGCCCUCCUCGAUCAGAACACGAAGGAGCCGGACCCAGGGGUAAGCGAGGGGGUCUGCAGCGUCAUCUACGCCGCCCCUCGCACCGAGCUCAAAGAACUGCACGUCCUGCGCGAGAUGCUCAUGCACAAGUACGGGCGAGAAUUCGCCAUAGGCGUCAUGGAGAACAGGGACGGCUGCGUCAACGAGCGGGUCGCCAAGAAGCUCGCGGUGUUCACGCCCGCGCCCGAGCUGGUCGAUGCGUAUCUCGCGGAGAUCGCGAAGGGCUACGGCGUGAAGUGGACGCCGCCGACGAGAGGCGACGGCGACGAUGCCGGCGGCGAUGGCGGGGUGGAGGAACCCACGGCCGAGAAAACCUCGGCACCAACAUCACCCAUGAGUGCAGAGAAGAUAUCGGCGGAGGCAAGGAGCGCGGGCGUGCGGACGCCCAAGCUCCCCGACCUGCCCCCAACGGAGGAGGACGAGGGCUCCCCCGGGGCCGAUCCCAAGCCCGCCGACGACUUCGAGGCACUGGCGAAGCGGUUUGAAGCACUCAAGAAGCGAUGAUUCAUACAGGGCUGCGCAGCAGGCCGAAAGUAGCACCGACGUGCCACCUAGACAUCACUGAUAAGACGCCUUGGUAGGCUGCCAAGC
Fomitopsis serialis is the source of this 1033-nucleotide messenger RNA. Its product is annotated as regulator of Vps4 activity in the MVB pathway-domain-containing protein. The record is from RefSeq and is a predicted model, not a curated record. Gene Ontology annotation, biological process: protein transport. The transcript has 8 exons. NCBI's taxonomy places the organism in Eukaryota, Fungi, Basidiomycota, Agaricomycetes, Polyporales, Fomitopsidaceae. The coding region runs from base 161 to 946 and encodes 261 amino acids.